Cyclopterus lumpus (lumpfish) is the source of this 921-nucleotide messenger RNA. Its product is annotated as olfactory receptor 4E2-like. Lineage: Eukaryota; Metazoa; Chordata; Actinopteri; Perciformes; Cyclopteridae. Gene Ontology annotation, molecular function: olfactory receptor activity; G protein-coupled receptor activity. The transcript has a single exon. Bases 1 to 921 code for a protein of 306 amino acids. Gene Ontology annotation, cellular component: membrane. Gene Ontology annotation, biological process: G protein-coupled receptor signaling pathway. The record is from RefSeq and is a predicted model, not a curated record.
AUGAUGAACUCAACACAGGUUUCUUAUUUCACACUUGCUGCCUAUUUUGACACCAGGAUGUUUAAAUACUUAUGUUUCAUGUUUAUUUUGUCUUUGUAUAUGUUAAUUGUUUGUUCCAAUGUGUUGCUCAUUGUGGUGAUCUGUAUGAACAGAAGCUUACAUGAACCUAUGUACCUUUUUCUCUGCAGCCUGUUUGUAAAUGAACUGUUUGGUAGUUCAGGGUUGUUUCCAUUCCUUCUGGUUCAGAUCCUCUCUGACAUUCACACUGUUUCUGCUCCACUUUGUUUCCUGCAGAUUUUCUGUUUGUACACUUAUGCUUGUGUGGAAUUCUUCAACUUAGCCGUGAUGUCUUAUGACCGAUAUCUUGCCAUCUGUUAUCCUCUACAAUAUAACACUUGUAUGACCUUUACCAAGGUUACAGUGCUCCUUGCUGUUAUAUGGUCCUUUGGUUCUGUUUUAUGUUUGGUUCCAGUCAUAUUGAGUAGCUCUGUCCAGCUGUGUGGGAACGUAAUCAACAAAGUCUACUGUGACAACUACUUCAUUAUCAAGCUGGCCUGUUCUGACACGACAGCCAGCAACGUCUAUGGACUCAUUGCUACUUGUCUCACAAUUGCAUGUCCUGUAUCUCUAAUCCUUUACACGUACAUGAGGAUCCUGAGAGUUUGUUUCUCUGGUUCUAAACAGACCCGACAGAAAGCGGUCAGUACCUGCACACCUCACCUCGCCUCCCUGCUCAACUUCUCCUUUGGGUGUUUCUUUGAAAUAUUACAGAGCAGAUUUGAAAUGAACAAUGUACCUCAUAUUGUGCGCAUCUUUUUGUCGCUGUACUGGCUUACAUGUCAACCGCUCUUAAACCCUUUACGGUAUGGUCUGAAAAUGUCAAAUAUUCGUAUCCUAUGUAGAAAACAGAUUUUUCUUUGA